Cricetulus griseus (Chinese hamster) is the source of this 480-nucleotide messenger RNA. NCBI's taxonomy places the organism in Eukaryota, Metazoa, Chordata, Mammalia, Rodentia, Cricetidae. The record is from RefSeq and is a predicted model, not a curated record.
AUAAAGAUGAUAUCCGACUGUUGCCUUCAGCAUUGGGUGUGAAGAAGAGAAAGCGAGGACCCAAAAAGCAGAAGGAAAACAAGCCAGGAAAGCCCCGGAAACGCAAGAAGCUUGACAGUGAAGAGGAAUUUGGCUCAGAGCGAGAUGAGUACCGGGAGAAGUCAGAGAGUGGAGGCAGCGAGUAUGGAACUGGACCAGGUCGGAAGCGGAGAAGGAAGCACCGAGAAAAAAAAGAGAAAAAGACAAAGAGGAGGAAAAGGGGAGAAGGAGAUGGGGGGCAAAAGCAGGUGGAACAGAAGUCGUCAGCUGCCCUGCUUCUGACCUGGGGCUUGGAGGAUGUGGAACAUGUGUUCUCCGAGGAGGACUAUCACACACUUACCAACUAUAAAGCCUUCAGUCAGUUCAUGAGGCCCCUAAUUGCUAAGAAGAAUCCUAAGAUCCCGAUGUCAAAGAUGAUGACCAUCCUGGGGGCCAAGUGGA